AUGGAGGCUACCUUGAGUGGCAAUGAAACAGAGAAGGAGGAGGAGGAAGAAAAUUAUGCUGAGCAAGCGCAACAUCGGCAACAAGAACAGCAGCAACAACAUCGUCGACAAACGCAGAAUAGUGAACUUAAGACGCUUGGGAGGGAAGCGUCAUUUUCAAUACGGCCGAUUCCUGAUGGCGCGAAUGCCAUACAAUGGAUAGAAAACGCAUUCCGUGAGUUACACGCCUACAUUUUACGCUCGAGCGCUCCGUCCGAUUACGUCGGAUUAACUUUUUAUUCGGCGGAGCUAACGCAUGGACCGGCCGGCUUAUCAUUCCGUCCGGCGCGAGACUUAACUCCCGAGGACAUUUGGCACCUCGUGAGUUCAGUAGCGCAAAGUGCCGGCGGAAUGGAUGUGGCGCAAAAUUUUUUGCGCGAAUUAGCGUUAGAAUUAGUGCGUAACGCAGGUGUCGUAAUCCCAGAAGAGGGAUGCGGAAUUCCACAAAUUGAACGCUUCCAACGGUUUCUCCUACCCGAAAAUAUUGCAAUAUUAGUUUAUAACUUUAGUACUUUCGGGCGUGGUGAGAAACCGUUGUACGACGGCUCCGCGUUACUAGGAUCGUUAGGACGCGAACCCUCGUAUUGUCUUAACAUCAUGUACUAUGAGCGUUCGCGUCACUACAAUCCGAUUUUAAAUUUAAAAGCCGCAGCCGGUUCACGCGGAGGGUACUGUGUCGCAUGUAACGUAGGCUAUCGUCCGAAUAAGGGGCACCGUUGCGCGAAAAAAUGUCCGCGGUGUUACGCAGCGUCGCAUUGUGAAAAUUACGAUGCGAUGCUCGUCAGAUGCGGGAAAUGUAAACGCAGCUUUUUCGGGCAAGCGUGUUAUAAUCGACAUCGCGAAGUCAACUCAUAUGACAGCAAAUCGCACGCAUCCGUUUGUGAUUCUGUUAAAGUUUGCGACGGAUGUGGGCGAUUUGUCAAAUCGGGAACGGAACAUAAAUGCGACGAGUCGUAUUGCAAGACGUGCCGCUCGCCCCGUCCGUCGAAUCAUCAAUGUUACAUGCAACCUCUUCGCCGCAAAACCGUAGUCGAAGAUCCUGGCGAGGGUACGAGUACGGGUAAACGGGUAGAGGUUGUGCGUAACAAAGAUAACGACGAAUUGACGAACAGUCGUAGCAAAGGUCUCGUCGCGUUUGUGUUUUAUGACUUUGAAACACGUCAAGACGAGCUGCUACAAGGUAGUGAAGACUCCUAUCUUCACGUACCAACUCUCUGCGUCGCGCAUCAAGUUUGCGAAGCAUGCUCCGCGCUAGAGGAAGACGCGACGCGCUGUCGUUGGUGUGGGAUACGCGAAUUUGUGUUUCGAGAUGAUCCUGUGAAACAAUUCGUUGAUUUCGUAACUCGAUCGACGAAAUGUUUCAAAAAGAUCAUCUGUAUCGCGCAUAACGCGAAAGCAUUUGACGCACAAUUCAUAUUAAAAUAUUUAGUAGAAAAGACGGAAAUGACAGAAAAACCCGAGUUAAUUUUGAACGGGACAAAAAUAAUCGCGAUAACGCUUGGUCAUGUUAAAUUUAUAGACAGCGUAAAUUACAUGCCCAUGCGUUUAUCCGAAUUACCCAAGGCUUUCGGGCUGAGGGAUACGUCGGAUAAAGGUGUAUUUCCUCAUCUUUUCAAUACGAUCGAAAACCAGACGUAUGUCGGACCUUUACCCGACAUUCGAUAUUUUUGUCCCGAUCAAAUGAAAUCGGAAGAACGCGAACAAUUUUUAGCUUGGCACUCAAAGUUGUCUAACGAAGGUUACAUCUUUGAUUUCCAACGCGAAAUUGUUCGCUACUGCCGUAACGACGUCGUCAUUCUUCGGCGCGCGUGUAUGGAAUUCAGAAAAAUCUUUCUGGAGCGCGGUGACGUGUGUCCCUUCGAGGAAUGCACGACUAUCGCAUCAACGUGUAUGAAAGUUUUUCGUAAAAACUUUCUACGCAGUGAUGAAAUAGGCGUGAUUCCGUCGAAGGGAUACAGAAAUGCAGACAAGCAAUCGCAGAAAGCUCUGCGCUGGCUUGUGUGGAUGGAGCGCGAACUCGGUCAUCCGGUCAUUCACGCGGGUCGAGGACGCGAGCACGUAAUUGCAGGCGCGACUGUUGACGGAUAUUACGAGACGGAGACUGCUAACGAGACACGACGUUACGUUUUACAAUUCCACGGUUGUUUUUGGCACGGGUGCCCAAGUUGCUUUCGCGUUAAUCGUGAUCGUACACUUUUAUCCGCGAAUCCCGAAGACACCAUCGACACGCGUUACGAGCGAACUCUCGCGCGGACAUGGCGUCUUCAAAGACUAGGAUAUCGCGUGACCGAAAAGUGGGAGUGCGACUUUGAUCGAGAGGUGCGAGAAAAUCGGGAAAUGCAUACUUAUUUCGAAAAUCACGCGUUAUUGAAACUCGCACCUCUCAAUCCACGCGAGGCAUUUUACGGCGGACGUACCGAGAACAUCGCGACCCACUACGAAGUUAAGGGUACAGAGAAAAUACGUUACGUCGACGUAUGUUCUUUGUACCCUUACGUAUUGAAAACCGGUGCUUUCCCGAUUGGUCAUCCCGAUAUUUACAUUGGUGAAGAAUGCGGUAGAUUAAUCGGGACAGCACCGAAUUUUAAUUUUGAUAACGUAGAGGGUCUUGUCCGCUGUAAAGUACUCCCACCGCGCGAACUAUAUCAUCCGGUGCUCCCCUAUCGCGUUAACGGGAAAUUAAUAUUCGGACUAUGCCGUAGUUGCUGCGAAACCUUCUCGACGUUACCCUGCACUCACGAUUCUCCCUCCGAUCGUGAAUUCGAGGGUACAUGGGUGUCCUGCGAAUUGCGCAAGGCUGUCGAGAAGGGUUAUUUCGUGACGGAAGUGAGCGAAAUUUGGCAAUAUAAUGUCACGAGGUACGACCCCGGUACUCGGCAGGGUGGCUUGUUUGCCGAAUACAUAAAUACUUUCCUGCAAUUAAAGCAAGAAGCCAGCGGCUGGCCGAGCGAAUGCCAGGACGACGAGGUUAAAGAACGUUACCUUCGGGAGUACGAGAAAACCGAAGGUAUCGUUCUUGAAAAAAAUAAUAUUGCACGAAAUUCUGGCCUUCGUUCGGUCGCUAAGCUGUGCUUAAAUUCCUUUUGGGGAAAAUUCGGUCAACGAGCUAAUCUGCCUAAGACCGAGAUCGUGAAAACGUUUCAUCAUUUUGCCACUUUGCUCACGAGUCCUGAACACGAAAUAACCGGUAUAUUACCCGUCAACGACGAGGUAAUGUACGUUUCGUGGCGGCUACGCGAGGAAGCGGUCGUAGCCUCGCCGAUAACAAAUGUCGUUAUCGCUGCCUAUACGACGGCACAGGCGAGGCUUGUAUUAUAUAGUUAUUUAGAAAAAUUAGAUAAAAGAGCCUUAUAUUGCGAUACAGACUCGUGUAUUUACUUAAGUUCUGGUGUUCCGAACGAGUACGAACCGCGUACGGGUAACUUUUUAGGUGACAUGACGGACGAACUCAAAAGCUAUGGCAGCGGUAGCUUUAUCGAGUCGUUCGUAUCAGGAGGACCGAAAUUUUAUGCGUAUGUGGUUCGUACGCCGCAAGGAAACACCCACGAGGUCUGUAAAGUAAAGGGUAUAACGUUAAAUUACAAUAAUUCUAAGCUCUUAAAUUUCCGUACUAUAAGCAACUUAAUAUCGGGGAUAGAAGAAGAAGAAGAGGAAGAAGAGACAACGGGAAGGGAUGGCGUGGUAAAACUGCGUUUUAGUGCAAUUCGGCGUACAGCGUUUCACGAAAUCGUGACACGAACCGAGAAAAAAUCCUGUGCGCCGGUAUUGCUAAAACGCAGAUUUAUCGAUAAGCGCUAUUCGUUCCCGUAUGGAUUUUGUUAA
Monomorium pharaonis (pharaoh ant) is the source of this 3861-nucleotide messenger RNA. RefSeq lists its product as uncharacterized. Lineage: Eukaryota; Metazoa; Arthropoda; Insecta; Hymenoptera; Formicidae. Gene Ontology annotation, biological process: DNA replication. The coding region runs from base 1 to 3861 and encodes 1286 amino acids. The record is from RefSeq and is a predicted model, not a curated record. Gene Ontology annotation, molecular function: DNA binding; nucleotide binding; DNA-directed DNA polymerase activity. The transcript has 4 exons.